Rotaria socialis is the source of this 1248-nucleotide messenger RNA. NCBI's taxonomy places the organism in Eukaryota, Metazoa, Rotifera, Eurotatoria, Philodinida, Philodinidae. The record is from the annotation of a GenBank genome assembly.
AUGGCUGAAGCAUCACUAUCACCAAGUGAUAAACAUGCAUUGAUUACACGUAACCUUCAAGAGGUUCUUGGCGAUGAUCGUUUACGAAAGAUUUUGGAAGAACGAGAUCUUCGUCUCUAUUGGGGGACGGCCACAACAGGUCGACCACAUAUUGGUUACUUUGUACCAAUGACUAAAGUAGCUGAUUUUCUACAUGCUGGUUGUGAGGUGACAAUACUUUUUGCUGAUCUUCAUGCUUUCUUGGAUAAUAUGAAAGCUCCGUGGGAAUUAUUGAAGCAUCGCACUGUUUACUAUGAGCACAUAAUUAAAGCAAUGCUGAAAUCUAUUGGUGUACCACUUGAGAAAUUGAAAUUUGUUCGGGGAACUGAUUAUCAAUUAUCUCGUGAAUAUACACUCGAUGUUUACCGUUUAUCAUCUGUUGUUACCGAACAUGAUGCUAAAAAGGCUGGCGCAGAAGUUGUUAAACAGGUUGCUUCUGCUUUACUCAGUGGUUUACUCUAUCCUGGUCUUCAAGCUCUAGAUGAAGAAUACUUAAAAGUUGAUGCUCAAUUUGGUGGAGUUGAUCAGAGAAAAAUUUUUACAUUUGCUGAAGAGAAUUUACCAAGUCUAGGCUAUGCAAAACGAAUUCAUCUAAUGAAUCCUAUGGUACCUGGUUUGGCUGGUGAUAAAAUGAGCUCAAGUGUUGAAGACAGUAAAAUCGAUUUACUUGAUACAGCUGAUCAAAUAAAAAAGAAACUGAAGAAAGCUUUUUGUGAACCAGGAAAUAUUGAAACUAAUGGUGUACUUGCAUUUUGUAAAAGUGUUAUUUUCCCAUUGCUCAAGGAUGAAAAACUAGUACUUCCACGAUCCGAACAAUAUGGCGGACCAAUGUUGUUUAGUAAUUACGAAGAAUUAGAAGAAGCUUUUGCUAAACAAGAAGUGCACCCAGGUGAUCUUAAGAACGGCGUUGCAGCAUAUCUUGAUCGACUACUUCAGCCUAUUCGACAAGAAUUCGAAUCUGAAGAGAUGAAAACAAUUGUUUUGAAUGCUUAUCCACCACCAGUAACCGUGCAACAGAAAAAGAAAAAAGAAAAGGGAUCUGGACAAAAAGGACAACGACCACCAGCGACAACAACAACAGCAGCAGCAGUAUCUGAGUUAGCACAAAAUGUUGAAGAGAAUGUUGUCAUUGAAAAUGGCGCAAGUGCAACACCCAAAGGUGCCGAUGGAAUAUCGGAGUCGACAAUAAAUCAAAAUGACGAAUCUUAA